Messenger RNA from Pezoporus occidentalis (night parrot), 1318 nucleotides. RefSeq names its product secretory carrier membrane protein 2 (gene SCAMP2). Gene Ontology annotation, cellular component: trans-Golgi network membrane; recycling endosome membrane. Gene Ontology annotation, biological process: protein transport. The transcript is spliced from 9 exons. Lineage: Eukaryota; Metazoa; Chordata; Aves; Psittaciformes; Psittacidae. The record is from RefSeq and is a predicted model, not a curated record. Bases 88 to 1089 code for a protein of 333 amino acids.
GGCGCACGCGCCCCGGCUGACCCGGAAGUGGCUGUGUAGCAGCAGCAGAGGCGGCGGCGGCGGGAGCGGGGCAGCGGGACCGCGCUCAUGUCGGGCUUCGACACGAACCCGUUCGCCGACCCGGUGGACAUCAACCCCUUCCAGGACCCCUCAGUGACCCAGCUCACAAACACCAGCCAAAGUGGCUUGGAUGAAUUCAACCCCUUUUCUGAGAGCUCCCAGCUGACCAAUGCAGCCCGGACAACACCGGCCACGCAGCCCUCGGGCCACUCGCAGCCUGCGGUUCUGCAGACGUCCGUGGAGCCCACUCCGCAGGCCGUGGCGGCAGCAGCACAGGCUGGGCUCCUCCAGCAGCAGGCAGAAUUAGAGAGGAAGGCAGCUGAGCUGGAGAAGAAGGAAAGGGAAUUGCAGAGUCACGCAGCCAGCAUUGAUCCGAGGCAGAACAACUGGCCACCUCUUCCCAAGAAGUGUCCCAUCAAGCCGUGCUUUUACCAGGAUUUUUCUGCAGACAUCCCUGCUGACUACCAGCGGAUAUGCAAGAUGCUCUAUUACUUGUGGAUGUUGCAUUCGAUAACUCUGCUUCUCAACCUGCUCGCUUGCCUGGCGUGGUUCACAGUACAGACGGACAGAGGAGUAGACUUCGGUCUCUCCAUCCUGUGGUUUAUUAUAUUCACCCCUUGUGCCUUUCUCUGUUGGUACCGACCGAUUUACAAGGCUUUCAGGUCUGACAGCUCCUUCAGCUUCUUCGUCUUCUUUUUCGUCUUCUUCUGCCAAAUAGCAAUCUACGUCAUCCAGGCUGUCGGCAUUCCAGGCUGGGGAGACAGUGGGUGGAUCGCGGCGCUGUCGGAGCUGCACGGGAACCUGGCCGUGGCCAUCAUCAUGAUGGUGGUGGCAGGAUUCUUCACUCUCUGCGCGGCUCUCUCCCUCUUCCUCCUCAAGCAGGUGCACUCCCUGUACCGACGCACGGGAGCCAGCUUCCAAAGGGCGCAGGAAGAGUUCUCCCAGGGCAUCCUCACCAACAGGAGCUUCCAGACGGCCGCUGCUGGGGCAGCCUCCUCAGCAGCACACAGCGCGUUCCAAGGAAACUAGCCCUUCCCUUGGCUCCCGCUGCCCUCCUCACCCCAACCUCCACUUCUGUUUGGGAAACAUGCACUUUUUGGGGGUACCACGUUGUGACGCCGACUCCAGGGGGGAGGAGGCCUGGGUUUUAGCUGCAACCAGCCUGCGUUUGAGGGUGAUCGGUUUUCCCUGUCUUGUUUUAGGGUGCGGGGAGAUAGGGGAGACAUUCUCUGAAGCAAAUAUAUUUCUCUACCCAGGA